UAUAAACAUUACACAGUACUCCGUACUACCUAAACACCAGCUGUGUUCCCACUUUUUACUUGCUCUUUAAGUUGUGUUUCGUAGACAUGCUGAAGACUCCAGCUUUGAAUAUUUGAAUUUCUGUCUUGGGAGAAAUCUGGAUGACUCGUUUGCCGGAUAUGUACAGAGCUAAUUUGAUCGGGUUCGUGUUGGCCGUGGCUUCCAGCGUCUUCAUUGGGUCCAGCUUCAUAAUCAAGAAGAAAGGACUCCAGAGAGCCGGUGCCUCCGGCUCUCGAGCCGGUUGUGGAGGGUAUGGUUAUCUACGUGAGCCACUUUGGUGGAUUGGAAUGAUCACUAUGGUUAUUGGAGAAUUUGCCAACUUUGUAGCUUAUAUUUUUGCACCAGCUGUGCUUGUUACACCACUGGGUGCUUUAAGUAUAAUUGUUAGUGCUGUCCUAGCUCAUCUAUUACUGAAGGAAAAAUUGCAGAACUUGGGAGUAAUAGGAUGCAUUUUAUGUGUGGUGGGUUCUACAGUAAUUGUCCUUCAUGCACCAGGUGAACAUGGUAUUAGUUCAGUGGAUGAGAUAUGGGAUUUAGCUACACAACCAGCUUUUCUUUUAUAUACUGCGGCCUCAAUAACAAUAGUAUUGGUACUGGCGUUAUAUUGCGAGCCACGCUAUGGUCAAACACACGUUAUGGUUUAUAUUGGCAUCUGUUCGAUAGUAGGAUCAUUGACGGUGAUGAGUAUCAAAGCAGUAGGCAUUGCAAUAAAGCUUACUCUGGAAGGCUCUAGUCAAGUUGCACACCUGCAGACAUGGGUUUUUGUAAUGGUUUCAGUUCUGUGCAUAAUCUCUCAGCUGAACUAUUUAAACAAGGCUUUGGACACAUUUAACGCAGCUGUUGUUUCCCCAAUCUAUUACGCAAUGUUCACGUCACUCACAAUUGUAGCCAGUGCCAUAAUGUUUAAGGAUUGGUCUGGUCAGAGUGCUGGCAACAUCGUUUCAGUGCUCUGUGGGUUUUUAACAGUGCUUUCGGGUACUUUGGUUCUUCACUGCACUAGAGAUCCUGACCUUCCUGAUUUGUACACACCAAUUUCUCCUCAAAUAUCAUGGGUGGUGCAUGCAAACGGUGAGAUAUGGAAGCAUAAGGAUAAUGAGCUCCAACCUGAAUUUGUUGCAAUAAUACGCCAGGAUCAUUUUAAGUUUUUGGGUUAGUUUCCAUUCCAUGAAGCUCACUGCUUGAAGAGGGAAGAUGCUUAGUUCAUUUUCUUCUUCCAUCGAAUUACCAAGCUACUCAAGGUUCUCUUUGUUCUUCAUGUGCCUUUCUAUGUAAUGGUUUCUGUUUUCAAAAGUUGUGUUUCCCCAAAGGUGCCCAUUUGAUUAGGUUGGGUAGGAUAUUCGUGUAGAUGUUAAUAUUCCUCAUUGGUUCACAGAUCUGUAAUUCUUUCUGCAACAACAGCGGUUUGUUAAUUUUUGUAAAUGAUUUGGUGUUGAUGUUGCUAAUAUGUCAUGGUAAGAGUUGUGUAACAGUGUAACCUUAUCAUUCAUUUGAGUGAAUAGAAAUGCACACUUUGCC
This is a messenger RNA of Cuscuta europaea, 1554 nucleotides long. NCBI's taxonomy places the organism in Eukaryota, Viridiplantae, Streptophyta, Magnoliopsida, Solanales, Convolvulaceae. The record is from the annotation of a GenBank genome assembly.